Molecule: messenger RNA, 927 nt
Organism: Falco peregrinus (peregrine falcon)
Lineage: Eukaryota; Metazoa; Chordata; Aves; Falconiformes; Falconidae
Gene: TEX30
Product: testis expressed 30
Exons: 5
Coding region: 71-754 (227 amino acids)
Source: RefSeq, a predicted model, not a curated record
CUCCCAUGCGGCGGGGCGGCGAUAGGGCAGCUGGCUGUCAAUCGCGGGACGUCACGGCGCCGGGAGCGGCAUGAGCGGGCAGGCAGAGGUUAAGGUGAAAAUACCUUUUGGAAACAAAUACCUUGAUGCUAUCUUUUCUGUCCCAGAGAACAAACCAACGUAUGGAGUGAUUCUUACCCAUGGAGCUGGAGGAGAUAUGAAUUUCCCUCACUUAGUGACUUUGGCAGCCUGUCUUGCAUCCCAUGGAGUUCUAUGCCUGCGGUUCACUUGUAAAGGCCUUAAUAUUGCUUACAGGGCUAAGGCCUUCAAAACCGUUGUGGAAUACUUGAAGCUUUAUGAUGAUUAUAAACUUUCGGGUAUCUUCCUUGCAGGCCGUUCCAUGGGCUCACGAGCUGCUGCCUCUGUGAUACGUCAGCUUAGCCAGGAUGAUGAUGAUGAUGACUUCAUUCAAGGUCUAGUAUGUUUAUCUUACCCAUUGCAUCGACCAAAACUUCAGUCCAAGCUCCGGGAUGAAGAUUUAUUAUUUAUCAGGUGUCCAGUGCUGUUUAUCUCAGGAUCAGCAGAUGAGAUGUGUGAAAAACAAUUGCUAGAAGAUGUGGCAAGCAAAAUGAAAGCCCCUAAAAAAAUCCAUUGGGUUGAUAAAGCAAACCAUGGGAUGGUAGUCAAAGGACGAACAACAGACGAUGUCAUGGAAGAAAUAAAUGCCCAAGUUUUUUCUUGGCUUAGAGAUAAUAUCAAACUACAGCACAAGUAAUUUGCAGGUUUAAGCUGCAUCUAGCUUUUCCUAAACGUGGCAAAUUAGUUUGUUAUUUCUGAGAAGUCUGUUUAUUAAAAUGGGUAUUUUCAGAGGUCUGAGUGUGUAAAUGUAAAUAAAACUUUUUUGUAUGAAUGAAAAAAUGAUGCAAAAUAAAUAACUUUUUAAAGGAA